AUGGAAAGCCGCCCGAGCCUGCAACCGGACACGGCGGGAGGGCGGGCGCCGGCAUUACGUAGAGCCACGCGAUCACUUUGCAGCGAACUUCGUUCGGGCUGCACUGACUGCGCUAAGCAAUCGCCAGGAUGGCGCCCUUUACAGAAAGUCAUGAGAAUAGUUCAGAGCCCUGACAACGGCAACGUGGCGGCUGUAAAGAAAAACGGGGUCGAGUCACGUACAAAUACGGAAAAUGGAAGCUGGCUCUUCUUGAACAACACGAAUCAGCUCAAAAACUGUAACAUAAUUCACGAAAAUCAUAAUAAAAGUUGCAAUAACUUUUAUGUAUUAAUAAACAAUAAAGAGGUCACAGAUACACUGCACAAUACCCAAGAACAUCAUACUGCCGACGUGAUUGUCGAGACUGGAAUAUGUAAUAGACAAUAUAGAAUCAAUAAUCAAAACGAGUACACAAACGCGAAUGAAAAACUUGAAACAAGCAAACUGGAUAGCCAUCAGGAAAAUAGUUUGCUUCAUUGUGAUAGCCCUCCAGAUUCAACUCCCAACGAAGUAGACCAUACAUUUGAAUAUUCGGACACAGAUGAGAUGACUGAAAAUGUUCAACAUUCACUACCAAGAGGCAUCGUGAACCCUAAUUACCCUGGCUUCCAACACUUAGCGCACACCUUACAGGAUUAUUCUUCUAACAUUGAAACGUUUUAUCAAUCGGAAAAUGAAAUGACGGACGAUGAUAUAGAUGCAGAUAUUGUGGACAUGACUCAUACGUUGGAGACAAACAAGAACGAGAUUAUUGAUUAUAUUAAACAAGAUGAAAAUGAACUAAGAAAUGCAAGUAAAUUUCGAAGGCCACCUGCUAUAUCGUCCAGCGCAAGAAGGUCAUCCAGUGAUCGAAAGACAACCAUUGCUACAAAAUCAUCUAAAUCUCAAAACACCACAACCGUCCCUAAACAUGAAAGUCCAAAAUAUUAUGAUCUGGAAAGUUUUGAUGUUUAUAACAUAGAAACUGCACUACCUAAAAUAGACUUGGAUGCAAUCGAAAAUCAUUUAAAAGCAGCAAAAGAAGCCGAGAGACGGAAACGGAAUGAUAGAGAAGAAAUCAGGAAACGAUUGGCAAUGGAUGCUGACAAUGAUGAAUAUUAUAGUUUAGGUCACACAGAUAGACCUGGAAAGAAACCAAGUCUACAUUCACGUUUGCAGAAUGGAAAGAACCUACAAAUUUGUUUCAUGAAUGAAACUGCAUCAGACAAUGAGUCUCAAGCAUCUGACAUAGAAAAAAACUUACACUGUUCUAGUAAAAGUUUAUCCCGCCCAAGUAUUUUUGGAAAAAGCAGCAGUCAUAAUCAUCCAUAUCAAACCAGACCUCUGUCUGUAAAUAUCACAAAAAAUGAUAAAAUUAGCAAUGCACAGACUGGUAAUAAGUUUCGUCCUUCAUCAUUUAUAUUAAAAUCAUCAAAAUCUUGUUCUACACAGUCAUUAAACCACAUUGAUGUCAAGGAGACUGAUUUUUACACUUUGCAAGCAACAUUACAAACUGAGGCUAGGAUUGCACUUGCUCAAGCAAAAGAAAUGGCUCAUGUGCAGAUGGAGAGAGAGCGGCUCAGCCGUGCAGUCUCUCCUGUAACAGAAAUGCUUCGCCGAAGUAUGGAGAAAGCCAAUGCUCCUCUAGCUCCAGAUCGACGUCGUGUCUCACGUCAGCUACUUACUGACAUGAAUAUAGCACAGUUACAGGUGAUAGUGAACGAGUUACAUUCCCAAAUCGAGUCGCUGAACGACACGCUAGUGAAGCUGCUAAUGGCUCGCGACGAACUUCACAUGGGCCAGGAUUCUAUGCUCGUCGACAUCGAGGAUCUCACCCGCUAUUUGGGUGUCAAAGAGCAGACAAAAAAGACAAAGGGCACCACAAAGUCGGCGAUGAGACGGCUCACAUCGUUGGUGCAGAAA
Molecule: messenger RNA, 1941 nt
Organism: Iphiclides podalirius (scarce swallowtail)
Lineage: Eukaryota; Metazoa; Arthropoda; Insecta; Lepidoptera; Papilionidae
Source: the annotation of a GenBank genome assembly